AUACCACCGAUCAAAAAUCUUAUACAAAAACUUAACGAAUGUCGCGAAGAAGAAAUACCAGGGAUAGUCGAGUCUGCUAUUGACUGGAGCUAUCCACGGGGAGAUCUCUUUCAUUGGAUCGGCGUUCUGAAUCGGUUUGAUACAAUGCUCGAAAAUAUCUGUAAAAAUUAUAAUUUGAAGAAGUUACAGACAUCAAAAUUCUCAGAGGGAGUUCGUAUCGUACUAGUUGCAAUAUUGAAAUUUUCGCGAGUAUUAUUGGAAAACUGCACGAAUAGAAAUUUGUACAGUUCUUAUGAGCAUCUCAAUGACUUGUUAUAUACAAGCGAUUUGGAUGUUUUAGAGGUUUUGUUGCGCUUGAUUCUUCGACCUGCUCAACGACUCAGUAAUCAGCGAGCACUUCGCACCAAUUUUACUAUUUCUCCUGAGCGCAUUUUAACUUUGGCUCACAGUUGGGGGACAAAAGAAUACGAUCUUGAAAUGGAGCAACUUGCAUCUGAUGAUGUAACUAUUCCAGAAGAGUUGACUACUUUAAAUUAUCAGUUUUACCGGCAUCUAACUCCAUCAGAAGCUGCUGAAACUACUGUGGACAAGAAAAGUGAUGUCAUUCCUUCUACUCAGUCUCAAAAAAAUCAAAGAAAAGAUAGUGCAUCAAGUUCGGGUGGAACCAAAACCGGAGAGGGUGUUACUUUAAUUUCUAUUAACAACGUUCGUCAACUGGGAGAAACAGACAUGAACAUUUUAAAUAAUGUUGUUCAGGAUUAUAAUAUUCCUGAAGAAUUUCACUUUGCCCUUCUGAAUCGAAUUCGAAUUGUCACCAGUAUUCCAUUGACUGAGGCCAGGCGAAGACUUUUAAUAAUAAGAUUACUUGCUGUUGCAAUUAUGGCUCAUGUUAUCCCCGAACACGUCGCCCAAUCAAAACUGUUCCUAUAUGAACCUGACAUUGUUGCAAACCUUGCAAAGCUAGUUCAUCCCGAUCGAAAUGUGCCAUUUGAUAUUCAGACCGUUGCACUUUACGCUUUGGAUGGAAUUAGUAGAUAUCGAUCGAAGCUUGGCGAAGUUUUAACAGCUAUAAAUGCCUCUGCAAAUCAUGGCAUCCUCCUUUAUGUCUUACGACGGGAAUAUUACGAUGCACUUUUUGCAUUAAUAUCUUACGUCAUUACUACACAAACCGGUGGUACGAUGGUUAUAUCUGCCGGAAUCGUUCCAACACUUUUACAGUUACUUAACAACAAGAAUUCACACCAAUUAAAAAAUGUCACAAAAGCAGUUGGUAUCUUGGAUAGCCUUGUCUAUGGGUUCAACACGUCGUUUACUUCAUUUUGUAAUGCGAACGGCGUUCGUAUAUUAGUCGAUAGAAUUAAGGAAGAAGUUGAUAAUGGCAUACAGCUUUCCAAGGAUGCUCGAGGUGACCAAAUGGAGGGUAUUACAAUUGCAAGCACGUCUACAUCUGCUGUUCCAUCUUCAGAAGUCGGAGAGAUUCCUCCUAACGUUAUUGAAAAUGAAGUCUCCCUUCCGUAUGAACGAGCGUCGUUGCUAAAAUCAAUGUUUAAAUUCGUUUUACAUAUGAUGCAAGCAUCUGGUACUGCAGAUGGCUUGCGCAAUCUUAUAGAUACUUCACUACCAGAUUCUUUAAAAAAAGUCUUUGAACAGCCAAAUCCUACUUCGCUUCCGAUUAUGCAAGAGGCUAAACUUCCGCAGACAUUUUUAAGCUCUAUUUCUAAAGAAAUCCCUGCUUCAGCUGAUGUAAUUCAAUCGAUUCCGAAUGCAUUUGGUGCUAUUUGCUUAAAUUCGCAAGGAAUUGAUAUUUUUAACGAGAUGAAUCCAAUAGACAAAUUCUUUACCAUUUUUACAUCAAACGAACAUCUACGAUCGCUUCAAGACGGAGAUGUUGCAUCAAGUUUGGGAAAUUCAAUCGAUGAACUGAUGCGACAUCAUCCAAGCUUAAAGCAAAGUAUCAUGAACGCAAUUAUGUCCACUCUUCAACGCAUUAUUGAGCUUGGUCAUAGCUCGUCAAUUAAAGACAAUACAAGUAUACUGCACGCUGGCAGUGAUGAUGACCAAGUCAUUCAUUCGGACAGUUUGGUAGGAGAGGAAUCAAUUGAUACAAAAAUGGUUGAUUCAGAAAGUCUCAAAUCGGAUGAUAAAAAAGAGAAUACAGUUGUAGCGUUCAUUGAAAUUGCGGCACGGGCAUGUAUUUUAUUUCAGUUUUUGGAAAGUCUAUUUCAAACACAAAAUCAUUGUAAAGAAUUUUUAAAACAGGAACAUGGACUCAACAUAAUUUUAAAGUUUUACGCGUUACCAGUUUUGCCUUAUGAAUUUGGUUGUUCCCAAGCAUCAUAUUCUCUCUCACAUUUAAUGAGAGUCAUUGCAGAUGUUGAUUCAAAAAGAAGCAUUUCUGCAAUUGUUGGUGCACUCAAUGAAACGCUUCAGGGAGCAACAAAUUUUCUGUCAUAUGAAGGAAAAGGAAUUCUCUCGGAAUAUGUUGAUUUAAAAGCAAAUGAUGUAACCAAAAUUGAAGAAGCAAAUAAUACAUUUAGGACCUUAAUAACUCUUCAUGGAUAUGUUGGAUUGCUUUCAGAUGUAUAUUGUACGCCAGUAUUUUCACACAGUAAAAGCGCAUCUUCAGUAAUUGAAGCGUUUAUUGGAAAUGACAAUGAUGUAUUACCAACUCUUGGAAAACUUCAUCGAGUUUGUGUUUGGGAAAAUGUUGUUUUGAAAUCUUCUGUUCCAAAGUCUUGGUAUAACCUCCCAUCAAAAACAAAGAAGCCUUCGCAUUUCCCUGAAUCAACGUCAAGUUUAACGUCAGUGUUAUUAGACGACACAGAUAAAGAGACUGCGGACUCAAAUGAACCACCAGUUGACCAAAAUGAUCGCAAAGUAAAAAACGCCAAAUGUUUAAAAUUUUUGGUCUCACAGAUUCCUUCUUGUCUUACUCCUUUAUUCCAGGGUUUAGCAAAAAUGUUAUUUAGUCGAAAGUCUCCUGAUGCUUCCCAAAAAAAGCAAGCUUUCAAAAUUUCAGACGCCAUUGCUGAAGUUCUCCGUGAUCAUUUAACUUGGCCUCGAUAUGGAAUUGAUAGCGAAACAGAUUCUACAAAUAAGUAUAGUUAUCUUACUAUUAUGCUUGGAUUAUUAUCUUUACUUUUCCUGGAUGAACGAAGUCAAGUUUCACUUCAAACAAUGCUUGUUGUUUCAUUUAAUCGUGUUGAAGGCUUACAGUUUUGGGAUGAGGCUGAAGGAAUUAAAGCCCUUGAAGAAUAUUCUACAAUUGAAGUUGAUGAUGGAUCUAAAGAAAAGCUUUCACGAAUUCAUGGAUGCAUUGAUGUUACCCUCAAUUUUUUCCAAUUUGUUGCAUCAUCUAAAUUAUUGCAUGAGUCACCUCAAACUGUACCGUUAAUUACUAAAGAUAGAGAUCCACGCAUUGAACCCUUCGAUUCUUUUGAUUUUCUCGUGACCGUUCGAGCAAAGAUUCUUCCUGUAACGAAUGAACUUUGGCAAAGUGCCUAUCUCCCAAGAGCUCCUCCAAAUAUUGUUCGAUCUGUUCUUCAAAACUUAGUUCAAAUUUUAAAGGCAGAUGGAGAAGUUAAUCAACGCCCUGAGGGAUCAGGAUCAUCAAGUGGAUUAACAGCACCUUCCUCUACACUAUUUGGUGCUACUAGAUCUUUGGUACCAGAUGAAGAACGAGUUCAGCAAUUGAUUGAUAUGGGCUUCUCGCGUUCGUCAGCCGAAACUGCACUAAUACGUUGUAACAAUCACGUUCAAACUGCUACAGACUAUCUGUUAACACAUCCUCAAACUAUUGCUGCCACAGUCUUUUCAGCGGCUCCAUCCUCUGAAGCUAGUCGAAAUCCGUCUGAUACCACCCCGAUAAGAGAUAAUGCUCCCACUGAUGCGGGAUCUACAAUUGACGUGACUGGUACAUCUGGAGAUGACGAUGACGACGUAUCUGAUAAUGAAGAAGAUGGUUCUAAUGAAUUGGCACAAGCACUUGCUUUAUCAAUGCAAGGAAAUCAAACCCCUGUAGAAGGUGCUACUGCGAGCGAGGGUUCAAUUCCUAUGGACACUGAAACCACGUCAACAAAACCCGACAAAGGUAAAGGGAAAGAAGUUGAUUAUAUAGAUAGUUUCAAAGCUCUUAGAGAAGAACUUAGGUCUACAUCGGCAUCCCGUGCAAUUGAACUUCUAGAUGAAGUUGAAGACAUUAUUUUUGAAGUGAAAGACUUAUUUGUACUUCUUAGCAAGGAUGAUGCUGAAAAGAACAUUGAAUUAAUAAUAAUAAGUAUUGAAUCAGCUCGCGGUCAUUCAGACGAACAGCGCAAAAAGGCACUUAAUUCUCGUUUGCGUCUUUUAGCUCUCUUAUUAAACGAGAAUAGUAUACAAAUAAAAAUUCCAAAUUUACCUUUCAAAAUAUUCCCCGAAAUGAUAUCUAUGAUUUCUGAAGAGGCAAGACUACCUUUAGAGAGUCCUUUACCUAAAUGGAUUGCACCUGCUUUACUAGUUAUUGAGGCUUUUAUAUCUUUAUCAGAAGAGCCAGUUAGUGUUGAAUUAGUAACAAAACCUGAGGAAUCAAAAGACAUUAAUGUUUCUUCUAAUGAGUUGAAUUUCCUUACGGAUCAGUUGCGAUUACAGCUUCUUGAAUAUUGUUUAUCGUUAUUGAGAAGAAAAGACUUAGAUAAAGAUAUUAUGAAUGCAUUACUUAGGAUAGUGGUUCGUCUUACUCGUCGUUAUUCUGACGCUGUUGAAUUUGUAAACAAGGAUGGUCUGAAUCUACUUUUUAAUGCAUUUAAGUCAAGGGCCCAUGACUUCCGCGGACAACAAGUAUUCAUUGUUAUGAUAUUACGGCACGCCCUUGAAGAUGCUUCAGCUUUAGAGUCAAUUAUUGAUAAAGAAAUAAAAAGCUGGUUCAAUAAUCCACGUCCACGGGGGGGUGACAUUAGUGCAUAUUUGCGAAACAACGCACAAUUUGCUUUACGAGCUCCAGAAAUAUUUAUUCGAUCCACUAAAAAACUUUGCAAAUUAUCGAGAUACGAUUCUAGUGGACGUAAUCAGCAAAUAAUGUUGAUUAAACCAGAGACUGAAGACACUAUUACCAUCACUGCUAAUGAUACAACUAUCAACGAAGACGAGAUGGCAGACGUAUUACCGGUACCAUCGACAUCUGUUUCACUUGGAUCUCCUAAAAAAAUUUCAUUCGGCUCUGAAACAGCUGAAAUCCUCGUUCAAUUUAUCGCAAAUGAGUUGGUCACAACGCGCUUGCAGGCUAAUCAGACAACUUUAGACCCAAAACAAUGUGAAACCAAUUCAAGUGACCGAAAUGAAAAUAUUAAUUCUUUUGUAACAACAACUUCUUCUACAAAUAGUACAAGUACUUCCCAAUCUACAUUCAAACCUGAAGAGCAUUUAGAUUAUUUGUAUCGAUGCUUUUUACUUCAAUGCUUGACUGAACUUUUAUCUUCAUACCCUUCAUGUAAAAUUGAAGUUGUGAACCUUUCGCGCCGCAGAAACAGUAUGGGAACCGGUACUCAAUCAAAAUCAAAGAUUUCUUUAUUAUAUUACCUCUUGAAUGAGUUAUUACCAUACGGUUGUAUAACACCGUCGACUGAUAUCGAAAUGCGAAAGCGUUAUGGACAAUCUAAAUGGACUACAUCUGCUCUUGUGGCGUUAUGUUCUAAUGUUAGCAGUGAAAUCGAUGAAAAAAAGCCUCAACCAGAAAUCAUACAAGUGCGAAAAUUUGUUUUGGAUUGUAUAAUUAAAUCAUUUAAAACAGCAAUUUCUUCAUCUGAUCCAAUUGAAACAAAAUACGGGAGACUAUUGUCUUUGGCGGAGUUAUGCUAUGCUAUAUUGAAUUCACGUACCGGUCCUAAUUCUACCGCCAAUAAACCAAUUGACGAUGGUCCUGCUAGUAUAGCUAAAAUAAUGUUGGAUAAAAACUUUGUAAAUACUUUAACAGAUGCACUUUCAGAGGUUGAUCUCAAUUAUCCUUCAGCGAGAAUUUUGAUAAAUGCAUUAUUAAAACCUUUUGAAUUUCUUACAAAAGUUGCUAUUAAAUUGGGUCAAUCACCUGAAACUCCAAACAAAGAACAGCAACGUCGUGAUA
Molecule: messenger RNA, 6094 nt
Organism: Scutellospora calospora
Lineage: Eukaryota; Fungi; Glomeromycota; Glomeromycetes; Diversisporales; Gigasporaceae
Source: the annotation of a GenBank genome assembly